This is a messenger RNA of Hypanus sabinus (Atlantic stingray), 13820 nucleotides long. RefSeq names its product zinc finger and BTB domain-containing protein 7A-like. The record is from RefSeq and is a predicted model, not a curated record. The transcript has 3 exons. Gene Ontology annotation, molecular function: protein binding; DNA-binding transcription factor activity, RNA polymerase II-specific; RNA polymerase II cis-regulatory region sequence-specific DNA binding. NCBI's taxonomy places the organism in Eukaryota, Metazoa, Chordata, Chondrichthyes, Myliobatiformes, Dasyatidae. Gene Ontology annotation, biological process: regulation of transcription by RNA polymerase II. Bases 3722 to 5344 code for a protein of 540 amino acids.
GUGCAGCAAAGCAUGAAUAAAGACACAGAUUGGCAGUACCCCAAAGGCUACUUAUUCACCCGGUAAUUCGACAUCUCUCUUUCUCCCUAAUAAGGGAAAAAGAGGUUCUCCAUUUCACAGCGAGAGGGGAGACAUAAGAAAACAACUUGCUGAUUUAUAAUGUUAAAAGUCUGUUGCGUCGCUUUUUCUGAGCUUUGUGCCCAAAGAACUCGUGUUUCCAUCUCGAUCUUCCAUGUACUCCCAUGAGACAUCAAGCGGCAGCACUGCCCUCAAAUCCGCCCACCUCCAGAGCCACUAAAAUCCAGCUCCCUGAAGGUGCACUGGUCUUCCAGGUUGUGUCCUUGGCAUGUCAAAAAGCAGCCAGUCAUGAGGCCCUGAGAGUGGGUCCCAUUUCCAAAAAGACCCUAAGUCAGCGUGUAACUCCAAGUCAGACCACAAGACAUAGGCACAGAAUUAGGCCAUUCAGCCCAUUAAGUCUGUUCUGCCAUUCCAUCACAGCUGAUCCCACAUCCCAUUCAACCCCAUACACCUGGCUUCUUGCAUUAUCCGUUGAUGCCCUGACCAAUCAAGAAACUAUCAACUUCCACCUUAAAUAUACGCCUGGACUUGGCCUCCACCGCACUGGGGCAGAGCACUCUGGCUAAAAAAAUUUCUCCUUACCUCUGUUCUUAAAGAUUGCUCCUCAGUUUUGAGGCUGUGCCCUCAAGUCCUAGAUACCUCCACCAUAGGAAACAUCCUCUCCACAUCCACCUUAUCUAAUCCUUUCAACAUUCAGUAGGUUUCAAUGAGAUCCCCUGCACACUUAUCAAUUCCAGUGAGUACAGGCCCAAAGCUGCCAAAUGCUCCUCAUAUGCUAACCCCCUUCAUUCCCAGAUUCAUCCUCAUGAACCUGCUCUGGACUGCCUCCAAUGACAAUACAUCCUUUCUGAAAUAUGGGGCCCAAAACUGUUAACAAUACUCAAAGUGCAGCCUGACUAGUGUCUUAUAAAGGAUCAGCAUUAUCUCCUCGUUUUAUAUUCUAUUCCCCUUGAAAUAAAUGCCAACAUUGCAUUUGCCUUCUUUGUCACAGACUCAACCUGUGAAUUAACCUUCUGGGAGUCUUACGUGAGGACUCCUAAGUUCCUCUGCACCUCUGAUGUUUGAACCUUCUCCCCAUUUAGAUAAUAGUCUCCACUAUUGUUCCUUUUACCAAAAUGCAUUAUCAUAUAUUUCCAAACAGAGAGAAGAUCAAAGAGCCUUCCAAAUCCAUGUGAAUUUGCUGCAUAAGAAAAGUACGAGUAGACCAAGCCUAUAUUCAUCAGAUUUUUAUUAGGAUGAAUGGAAAACUUACUGAAACAUUCAAAAUUCUUACAGGCCUUCUCAGGUUGUAUGUAAUAAGGAUAUUUGUUCCUUACAUCCUCAGGCAGUAGUGGUGAGUCUCAGAUUAAAGAGCUGUCAAUUUGGGACUGAGAUGAAAACAUUUCUUUACAACCUGGAGGGUGAAGAAACCCUGGAAGCUACGUUGGUUUGAUUACUGAGUUCACUGAAAACAGAGAUUGGUAGAAAUGAGCUGCUGUAGAUUGGCCACGCUCUUGCUAAAUAGAAGAGAAAGCUCAAACGCCUCGAUGCCUACUCACGAUCUUUGAUUCAGAAUCACACCAAGUAGUGCUCUGCUGUAUAAUUUUAUUUCUUUCUGUUCCUCUAGUUACUAUCAUGACCUGGCAUUGCAGGAGUGUUUUCCAGCCAAUUAAGUAAUGUCUUUUUUCUGAAACACAGCAGCAAAUUGGUACAUGUAAAGAUCCCAUGCCAGCUGAAAUCUGAUCCUUGGUUUAACAUCUCAUCCCUGUGACAUUUUUAACAGUGCAGUUAGUGGUCAUACCAAGGUAUACUAAUGUCAUCUAAAAGAAGCUAGUAACUCAAGUGGCUGGUUUUAAAAGUCAGAACUUAUAUAAUAAUCAAAUAUACAACCCAGUCAAAUUGAAAGGUACUUAAUAUAAACCAGAAAAGGCCUUUUUCAAAACAAAACCAAAGACUAACAAGAAACAGUGCACAAUCUACUAUUACAUUGACCACCAGCACAAGGUCACGAAUUUCUGGACAGUGAUCAGUAAAGCUGCACUCUGACAGAUCUUUCUGUCUUCUCCAAUCCAGAAGCUUGAAGACCAUUUGUACCACCUCCUUAAUCACAAGAUACUUAUCUUCUAGAUAAUUUAGUUUUGGAUUGAGGAACGAUCUGCAACCAAUUUCUAGCAUCUGCUCUGCACAGGACCACAUGAAACUACAAAGCCAUGUGGACACAGCUCAGCACAUCACAUCACAUGAACCAGGCUCCCCUCUGUGGACAUGGUCUAUACUUCUCUUCUCCUCAGUAGAGCAGCCAACAUAAUCAAAGAACCCACCCACCUAGCAGAAUUUCUCUUCUCCUCUCUCCCAUAAAGCAGAAGAUUGAAAAGCCUGAAUGCACAUACUACCAGGCUCAUGGACAGCUUCAGUCUCACUGUUAUCAAACUCUUGAUCAGACCUUUCAUACAAUGACUGUUGGCCUCACAAUCUAUCUAGCUAUGAUCUCGCUCUUUAUUAUUUACCCACCUUAUGGAAUGGAAUAGGUUAGAAUCCAUUGAAAUACAAAAGGAUAUGGCUGAAAUGGACCUGGUAUACUAAUAUCAACAAUAACCUGUACUUGUGUCGUUCUAUCAAAAUAUAAAAAUAGAUGUUUGGAAAAUAUGCAAUUAAAAACCUGAACUUUAUAAUACAAAGUGUGAUUGCAUUGGGAAUGGAUUGUGCAAAUAGUGGAAAUAAAAACAUAGAAUAAUUUAAGAUUUUAUCAGAUGCAGCAAUCAUGGCUGUGAAGGCCUGAAUUAAGUGGAUGAAUUAAGAUCGCUUAAUUGAUCAUGAUCUUCAUGCUGGUACAUUGCAAGGAGAAAGACCAGAUUUCCUCUUGACCUUGCUUCAGUUAUUUUCAAGCUAAAGCUGGAAUGACCAGAACUCUCCAAAGUAUAAUUCAUUUAUUGUUUUGAAUCUUCUGACUGGAACCUGUAAGAUCCAACUAGACAAAGCCAACAAUAGCCCUUGCAGCCAGCACAGUAACCCACUGGUUUUACCAUUGUUGAAGAUGGUAAUUUAAAAUAUAUCACUCUGACCUCAAGAAGGGGGACUUCUUUAAAUAGCUUUAAAUACUAGAAAAUCUAUAUGGACACAACAGGGAAACCUAUCAUUACACCUACAAUAACACUAAAGAAAUAAAAAAAAUGCCUUUGAUGAAAGAAAUUAAUCAUGGUUUACUUUGGUGAAGGGAGAGGUUAGGAACACGGCAUCGGGAGGGGUUCUUUGCAGCUUUAAGAGUGAGGGUGGGUGGUUUGGGGUGGGCAUUAGAGACCCUCACAGUGGGAUUGGGUAGAAAAAGGAGAUAAUUGUCAUUUAGGAGGCGAGGCUAGUUCAUUUCAGUGGUUUCCUGCAUUUGGCUGUGAAAGGGAGUAUGAAGCUGAGGAAGCAGGACCCUGAGACUCGGAGGGAGGGCACAAGACCGCUUUAAGAGGGGGGAGGGCCUGGUGGAACCAGGAAGGGAGUGAGUUACAUACGGGCCAUUGGCAGAUAGUAACAGAGAGAGGGAGGGAGUGAGUGUGGGUGACACAUCCAACCUGGGCCUGAACACAACCGGACUCGAGACCACCAGGUACCUGCUCAACCUUCGCUUCUACUUUCCCCCAACCGCCUGAACGCCUCGGACCCGAGACUUUUGUCCAUGAAGAUGGCCAAUGGAGUAGAUGGCCCUAUAGGUAUCCCAUUCCCAGAUCACAGCAGUGAGAUUCUCAGUAGUCUUAAUGAGCAGAGGAACUAUGGUUAUCUCUGUGAUGUUAUUAUCAUAGUGGAUGGUCAGGAAUUUCGGACCCAUCGAUCUGUCCUGGCAGCCUGCAGUCAAUACUUCAAGAAACUCUUCACACUGGGGGCCAUUGUGGACCAACAGAAUGUUUACGAAAUAGACUUUGUCUCGGCAGAAGCGCUGUCUGCACUCUUGGAAUUUGCAUAUACGGCAACCCUAACUAUAAGCACUUCGAAUGUAAAUGAGAUUUUAAAUGCGGCAAGACUACUGGAGAUCCAAUGUGUGAGCAACGUUUGCCAUGAUCUCCUUGUAUCGAAUGCCCUGACCAAUAAGGAGAUGGCAGAUUACGUAGAUCAAAUUGAUCAGAAAAACCUCCUACGAGCAAAAGAAUAUCUAGAGUACUUCCAAUCCAGCCCGGCAAAUGGACACGUCGACAGCCAGUGGACAGGUCCUGAAAUAAAAGACCUUCCAAGAGUGCACUUUAAAAAUGGAGUUAGCGAGGAGCUGGCACCAAAGGCAGAAGGGGCUUAUGCGGAAAUGAUGAAAAGUGAGCAGCCGACAGAAACGGUGGAGAAGCCCGUGGUGUGGCUCAAGAGAGAAGAUGUAACUGGCCCUUCCUUCUCCCCUUCGCAAAAUGGAGAUUACGGUGACUUCCGCCUGCCUGAGGAAGAAGGACUUCUGGAACACCAACCUAUGCAUCCAAACUUCACCCCAGGUGAAGAGGUAAAACCAGAGCUAACCAAGGAAGACGAUGAUACCCUUUCUUCUAGAGCCUUCCUCGAACAGAUCAUAAACUCAGUGGAUGAGACUUACGACACCAAGAACUUGGCAAAAGAAGAGAAUGAUCUUGAAUCAUACUUGAAUUUUUUCAACCCUUCCCUCGAGGUUGAAGGCUACUCCUCCUGGUCUAAAAAAGGCGAGAAGAAAGUGAGAGCAAAGGCAUUCCAGAAGUGUCCAAUCUGUGAGAAGGUGAUUCAGGGAGCUGGAAAACUGCCACGUCACAUCCGGACUCACACGGGAGAGAAACCCUACGAGUGUAACAUUUGCAGUGUCCGAUUUACAAGACAGGACAAGUUGAAAGUUCAUAUGAGGAAGCACACAGGAGAGAAACCCUACUUGUGUAUCGAGUGCGGAGCUGCGUUUGCACACAACUACGACCUGAAGAAUCACAUGCGCGUUCACACAGGUCUUCGCCCGUACCAGUGCGACGCCUGCUUCAAGACCUUCGUCCGCUCAGACCACCUGCACAGGCACCUUAAAAAGGAGGGCUGCAACGGCACCCCCUCCACAAGAGGGCGCAAGCCUCGGGUGAGGGACACCAGUGGCCUUGUGUCCGAGGGAUCAACCGAUCCUGUCAGUGGAGAGGGCAUCGUGGAAGAGGCUGCCAACACAAGCAUGGAGUUGGAAGAAGACAGCAACCCGCAGCACUUUGAAAAUCAAUCUGAAGAAAAUUAUUCCAAGCUUUUGGAGAAUGAAGAGUCUGAGAGGCUGAAUGUAAAUGAGGAUUUAAUUGCAGAAAGCAAAAACCAAUUGUGUGAAAGCUAAACCAAAUUAUGGUAACAGGAAGGUGGGUGGGAUGGGCAGGGUAAAGGGGCACAAAUCUUCUUCUAUUAGUAGUUCCUCAUCCUUUUUAAACAAAAAUGGGCGAGAAGGAUUUUUUUUACUUUAUUUCAGAAAUAGCUUAGUAGUACAGUGCUAGACCUCUUGUUUUACAGUUUAGACAAAGGAAAUCACUGCUAGAAUCUUAAAUAGGAGUUGAUCUAUGCUACACUCAUCAAGCACUGGUUACUUCUGAGUAUUGAUCCUUGGUACAAAGUGAGAUGAUUGCUAUCAGUGCAGAUUCUGCUAAUUGAUAAAUGUAUCAGCGACCAAGGCUAGUACAGGUACUUAUCCCAACAAAGCCACAGGAUCCCAGUAUUAGCAUUGGUCAACUUCUAAUAUUAAUCAACUAGAAAAUAACAUUAAAUUAUGAUUUUUUAAAAAUUCAUAGUUUGGUUUAAGUAACUUUUUUAGUGUUCAAGUUUAUGACUAUACAGUACAAACACAGGACAGGAACAGCAGUAAUGAGAUCAAUUAUGGUAAAAUAAGUUUCAUAAGAGUUUUUAAAAGAAAAUCUAGCUUUUUGUUUCAGAAGUCAGGUUCCAAGUCAUUUUAUUUUUUAAAAACAAACCUUUUUGCUAAUUUUGCAAACUGGUUUGGAAUCUAAGAAUUUAGUUGUUUUUAAAAGAGCGUUUACUGAAUGUAUGGUAUGUGUGACAAUAGUGAAUUUGAAAGGAUUCGGGAGUGAGAUGGUGUGGGAAGGGCUGAUACCUUUUCAGGUUAGCAAUAAAUUUGGAAGGCCUAGCACUUUUAUAUAGAGGGUUCAAUCAGUUUAUUGAUCUGGACCCUUUGUAAAAAUGUUUACAAGUGAUAUCCCUAAUCAAUCAAAUAUGGAGAAAGGGAAAGGGUGAGAAAACUACUAAUUCUAUUUUGUAACAUAAUAAUUAUAUAGACCCUCUAAGCUCAUUGCACUUAUAGCCAAGAGCUUAAUUUGGGCUGGGUCAUACAAAGCCCUUGCCCAGUGUUGAUCAGUUUGGUCCAUAUGAGAAAGGGGUAAAAAUAAUGAAAUUGCAAAGUAAUUUUAAGAAAUUAGGUUUUAUUUAAUUUUAAGGCAGAAAUUGUAAAUUAUUUUAUUGUAGCUAUUCUCUCUUGAAAAUCAUGAGAACUGAGAAAUCUUAGAGGCCUAAAGUGUUAUGAAAAAAAUAUUUUAUCCCAGUUAAUCAAGAAUAUUUAUCAGGAAUUUGUUUUCAAGUAAUUAAAUUUAGCCAUACAGCUCUCUUGCAUGGAUUGACAUCCCAUGAAUAAUUUUAGCUUUGUCAGACUGUAUCCAGCCAAACAAAAUGUGAAGACUAUUGCUGAAAGUUGAUAAUGAAUCUCCUAGAUGAAAAAUAUUUCUAUAAUGAUGCCUCCACUUCUCAUAAAAUAAUUUAUUACCAAGUACAAGCGUGAGGCAGGCAAUACACUCCAAAGUAUUCAUAUCAUUCUAUCACGGUUAGCUUGGGAGAGUUUACUGACCCUUUAAAGCAGAGUUUUAAAGAUAGGUGGACAUUUGAAAGAGAAGAGUUCUAACAACAUUUUUUAGAAUGUAUAUUCUAAUUAAACCCUCAUCAUUCAAGAAUAGAUUUGGAGUUUAUUAUUGAUGACAAAAUCUCCCAAUUUCUAUUGAGUAAUUAACUGAAUAACCAGCUCCUCCAGAACUGCCUGGUAACUCGAUUGGUUAGCUGUAGCACAAAAUCCUCUCCAGCUGGGCUUCUUCCCUGCAACCAUAUCUAGCCUCAUACGGAGAACUGAAGCAACAUUGGGUGAAUUGUUCUGGCUACCAAGUCCUGGUGUGGGUUUGUAAAUAAUAUGUAUUUCACUUAAUGAGAUUUUAUUUAAUGGAUUGACCUUUUACUUUUUGAUAGUGAAUUUAUGGGGCAAGUUGUGUAUUUCAGCACUGUAUGAAAAGGAGCAGGUGUGGGAGCUUUGAGGGAAUUGAGUGUUAGACACCACUACAGGCAACCUUUUACCACAUUCCUUCUUUUUGCACUAAAACAGACUUCAGCAUGCAGUAGCAGGCACGGCUAGCUGCAGAAAACACCUUCAGCAUGCAUUUCUAGUCGACAAAUAGUCAGCAAGGUCAAAAUACCAACAGUCAAAGCCCAAUUUUAUGUUGUGCUUGGAGCGUUUUGUCAUUUUCAUACAAGCCAUAGACAGUGGCGAAGGUGCUGUCUCUGGAGGUGUAUGAAAGUGUUUGAACAAGGUGUGUGUAAUGAAAAGGGUUGGUGGCUCUCUUUUUGCUUAAAUCUUUGUUCUGAAAUAUACAGUAGUUUCUCUUUUUAGAGAAACUAUUUUAGAAUUGUUUAAACAAGAUGCAUGUUUUAUGCAGUAAUGUGGUAUAUUUGAGAGUGUUCAAAUGAAAAGGCUCGUAAUGUAAUUGUAAACUUCUUAUCCCAAUGACAAAUGUGAUGAAGUGUCAUAAAUAUUAGAGUAACAUUGUACUUGGAAUCCUCAUGAAACACAGCAUCAGUUAGUUGUGGUCUCGAAAACGUCUGGACCAUUUAACUGGACUUACUGAGCAACCUUCCUUUAUGUGCCAGGUUCACAGGCAUAUCCUUUGCAAAUAUUUGUGCCCUUGGCAAUGAUAGAUUUUUAAUGAGCAGAAUAAUUAGUGGAUAGCCAUAUAAAUGUGGGCAAUCAGAUAUAUAUGUACAUAUAUAAUAUAUUGAAAAAUCUCCCUUUCUCCUUCCCCUGACCUAAUCACCCAGUCUCUAUCCCUGUGGAGCUUUGUCAAGUCACUGGAUUAUUAUAAACUGUUCUGCCUGCUUUUCUGUUCUGGUAAUAUGUUGUAUUUGAUCUUGUUUUAAUUAUGCCUUCCUGUCAUAAUCACCCCCUUGAUGCAUUUAAUCUACUGAAACCAUACACUAAAUCGUUGCUUGAACAUUUUUUCAAUAGCUAAAGGAAAUUGGAAGUUGGGUUUCAGGUACUGUUGGAUAGAUUUUGUUUGCUCUUCUGUGCCCUGAAGGAGGUCGACAUUUACAAGCUUCUAGCUGCUGUUUCGCUUCUUUUUCCUUGAAUGAACUCGUGUUUGCCCCCUCCGCCACUCAGCCUGCACUGUGUGAGGUGACCGAUUCAGGGUGGUUUGAGGGAGAGUCCCUGAUGUCAGUUAGAAGUACCUUUCACGAGUUGGAACCUGUGUCUCCAGGUCCUCCUCACAGGUUUAAUGUAGAAUUCAGUUUCAGAGUAGCACAUCUCUCACUUCACUUUAAACAAUUUGUGAAUUUAUAGACUUAACAUAAAUGUUGAUUUGGAGAAAUGACAUCAUAUAAAACAGAAGCAGGCCCGUCAGCCUGUUGAGUCCAUUCUAACCACCAAACAUCCAUUUACACUAAUCCUACACAAGUCCCAUUUUAUUCUUCCCACAUUCCCAUCAAUCUCCCAGAUUCUACUAUUCGGGACAACUUACAGUGGCUGUUUAAUCUACUACACUGCAGGUCUGAGAUGUGGGCGGAAACCAGAGCUCCUGGAGGAAAACCCACAUGGUUGCAGGGAACAUGUUUAAACCGCACAGGGACAGUGCCAGGGGUCAGACUCGAACCUAGCGCUGUGAGGCAGCAGCUCUUCUGGCCAUGUAACUAAGCCAGCCUAUUUGGAGAGCUUACAUCUCCUCAACUCCCUUAAAUUCAGCCGCAGCCUCUCAGGUUUUGUCACCUCUUUAACUCCAGGCUUUCCAUCUGGUGCCUGUCCUCCCCCGUUGUCCCAUUUCAUCUGCAGGCCAUGGGAACGAACACUCAGAUUUCUCCUGAUCAGCCAGUACAGCCUUGGCUAAGCACACUGGAGAGUUUCGUCACACUACCUGCCACCUUAAGCAGCACCACCCCGCCAGCCUAUCUCAACUUGCAUUUGUAUAGCACCUUUAAUGUAGUAACUCAGCACAUAAAAAGAAAACUUGGUAGUAAAUUAGCGAGAGGUUAGGGCACUAAGCAAUAGGGCACAUCAACGGGGCUUGUUUAAUGUGGUCCAUUUUGAGGAUGCAUACAAACAUUCUAAACAAUGACAGAAAGGCAGAGAUAUUUCAUAAAGCUAUAUAAUAAAUAAAAAUAUUCAAUGAAUUGAAAGAUGCAUACUUCCUAUCUAUAAUCCCGUAAGAACCCAUAACAGUUUAGAAGAAUUGGCAGUCAUAAUUCAAAACCAUAUUGGAUACAAGUUAGGACAUUACAAGUCACACACAGCUGGAAUUGCACACGUUGUAACCCUGUAGUGCACAUUUAGGGAAGUGAUGUGUGAUGAAUAUGUGCUGUUGACAAAUGUUGAUAUCACACCAUUCUGAAUAUUUCCCUUUUAGUCAAACGUGGCCAGUGUAGCUUCGCUGGCGCAAGCAGCAGCUCUCAUUUAAAACACUUUAAUUCUAUGCAAAGCUAAAUCAUCGGAACAUGAGGCUUUUGUUGAAGCUGAUUUUGGUGCUGCAUUGUGUUUGGCCCACCAUAUCCUGUCAAAUGAGAGGCUGCCCCUCCAGGGCAUUUGACUGUAGAAUUGGGUUGGGUACAACUUCAGAUUUGUGUUGCACCUUUAGAAUUAAUCUGUAGUGUAAACGUGCUCCAAAACUAUUAAAAUGCUCUGAUUUGGCAUCAUUUCAAUUGUGGUUCCUUGGAAGGUGAUUAAUAAACCCCUUUAGUAUCUGUAAGUAUUGGUAGGUUUUAUUUACUGGUGCCUUGUGAACAGAUAGUCAGAAAACAUUCCUGCUGCAGAAUUUUAAUUAUUUUUAAUGAGUGUUUGAUGGAUUAAUAAGCACAUUGUUAAGCCUACCCUCUCCCAUUCCUGGUUUUCUAUAAUGUUGAACAGAUAAUGACUAACAUUUAAUAACUUUUGAUUUGUUAGAAUCCAGAAACUGAAAUAUUGCAAACUAUUUCUAAGCAGUACAUUGGAAAUCUUAUAGAACUGAACUCCCCCUGUUGGCCAUUUAGUAGAUCAAAUAUUGUUUCAUACCUUUCUAAUGUCCACUGAAGGAGUUGAGAUCAAUUUGAUCACAACAUAACAAUUCAUGUAAUUUAUUUCAGUCUGAGUUUUGAAAAUGGUCUAAUCAUUUUUAAAUCUGUUAAUUUUUGUUCAGUCCUGCUAGUUGAAUCAGCAAUCUGGCCACUCCACAUCUUGUCACAUGUAAUCAUAGAGAAGAGUGUCAAGAAUGCUACUGCAGCAAAGAGUUAUUGUCUAGUUCCUUAUUGUGUCCAUUUAGAAUCUAUCUCCAUCCUAAGAUGUUUAUUGUGACAUCCAGUGACCUUAGAGUUUGAGAUCACAAGAAUAUCACUGAUUUUUUAUACCAUACUUUAGAAUGAGUAUUUUAAUUUCAUUUUGGAGUUUUAUUGAAUAAACCAAAUGGAACAUGUAGAGGAGAGGCAUAAUGCAACAAAACCAUUGUACACAUAAAGAGUACAAGCAAUGAGCAAAGAGCUAGCUCUUAGCAGCCCAAAGAUACCAGUAAAACAUAGAAUGAAUAAAUCACUGUUUCAACAACAAAAACAGAAGGUGUGGAGCUGUCUUGCAGGUUAGGCAGAGUGUAGACAUGGUUAAAGUUUCCGGCCCACGACCCUGUGUCAGAGCUGUUUCAUCAGUGAGAAGUGAAGUUAAAAUGCAUCUGAAAAAUAGCUGUUAGACCAGAAAUGACAAAGUUUUUGUUAUCUUCUGUCUGGCAAUGAUCUGAAGAGCAAAAGAUACAGAGGACUUCAAGAUGCAAUUGGAUGCAAUGCCAGGAGGGUUGAUGUAUUAGAGAGAUAAUCUUCACUGGGCUAAAUGGCUUUGCGUGCUCUUCUUGAGCUUUAAGUUCCUCGGCCCUAAUUGUUGUGUAAUAUCUGGAUGAAAUGCAGUAAUUGAAGCUAAUUAGGAUUCAGAAAACUUACUGGGGGCACGAGACUGCAGAUGCUGGAAUCUGGAGCAGAGAACAAACUUCUGGAGGAACUCUGGAUAUUGAGCAGUAUCUGUUUGGUGGGAGGGAGGAGGAAUCGUUGAUGUUUCAGAUCUCAAUGCAGGGAUCCUCCAGCAGUUUGUUUUAGAAAACUUACUGUUGUGUUUCAUGAGUUUCCCUUCUUUAUUCCAAAAUCCAAGCAAAGGAGCUUAGACACAAGGUGGCAUGUUGUGUGCAAUUCAUUGCCAAAGCAGAGAGGGGACAUUCCAUACUGUGUGUGCAUAGACUCUUAAACUGGGUAUGUGGAGAAAUAGAGAGAGAAUUUCAAAUUGCACUUUGGGCUAUCAGUAAAUCUUGUAAAUAAAACCACUAAAUCAAUCAGCAUAGUCCAAAAUACAUAGCUUUUAUACUGAAAAAUCCAAAGAAAUUGAGAACUGUUAUGCAUAUAUUGUAUACUUUGAAUUUUUCUGCCCAUUAUUAAUUUUUCCAGUUUUAAGUUUCAUAUAUUGCAUUUGACUGCUGCACAACCUUAUAAAUUAUACAACAAAAAAAUACAACGGGCAAGAUUUAAAAAAUGAUAAAAACACACAAGCAAAAUAGGGAGCAUGUGAAGAUUACAGGAUUUUAUUCUACACAAUUGGCAGCUUGGGAAUGUUUGGAGACUUGUAUUUAUAAUAAUGCGCUUUGGAAUAAGGGCUUUGGGACUCAGUGGAAACUGUUUCUGUCAGUUCUUGAAGCUCCUAAUUCUGCUUUAAUCAUUCUGAUGAGUGAAAUUCUUAAUUAGUUCUAUCUUUUGAUUUAAAGUGUUUUUUCAUUAUAAUAGUUGAUUUUGAUCAAUAUACUGUAAUGUUUUCCACCACAUUCAUUAGCAUUAUAUUUAAUCAUUUCAAAAGCAGAAUAUUGCUAUUAUAUUGGACUUUCUCCUGUUUUUCUUCUCUGUGGGGGCUUGCCACUCUCAUGUUUUUGACACAAACUCCCUAAUCUCCUCCCUACCUUCCCAAACCUCUCCUAAAAUGAUCCGGCAGGUUCAGCAGAACUGGGCACCCCAGCUUGUACAAAAAGCUGUAAUCUGCAUGGUCUCAUGGUUCCUUAUAACUUGAACCCACCACAUCAUCUACACUAAAACAGAACAGACAACAACAGAGCUGUUUUACUCUGUAAGAAUUAAAACUAUAAAGGCAAUUGUUUUAAAGCUGGAAACAGAAUCACAAGGAUGGCUGGAUUAAAGCUGACCUGUAUUGGCAGCCGUGUGGAUUUUCCUUAAACUUUUUGAGAUGCCGUGCAAAUAUACAGCAAAAAAAAUGGGAGAGUGUAUGGUAUCAUGUCUGGAGAUUGGAAUGAGGAAUGCAUGACCCUGGCAUUUCUGCUGACAGUACUGCUACCUUUUACAAUUCUGCAGAGGGAGAGGGUGGUCAGUCUCCGAUGUACAUGAGCCUGCCAGUCCUCUGUAUGAGAAUGAUUGUCAUCUUUUUCUGUCCACUAUCCAACAUUUAACCCAAGCUCUGUUGGGGGGAGAAAAACGCACCUUUUUGGCAUUUUACAUGGUCUGUGAUGUCAUUGUUCCUGAAUAAAUGCUGAAUAUGUUUGACAUUCCUUUUCCUUUCUUGUUUUAAAGUUAAUCUAGUGCUAAUGGGACAACAUGUCCUCUAAGGAUGUAAGAGACAGGAGUGAUGUAUGAAUGCAUAAAAUCUUUGUCCCCGAGAGUCUCAUUUCUCUUCAGUAGUCACACUUGCCCUCUCUGGCAUUGAUACCUGCAUAACAUUUCAAAUGCCUUCCUUGUUCACAUAUCACGCUGGUCAAAUAUAAAACAACAGAGUUCGGAAUUUGAAAUUAAAUAACUGGGCUUUAAAAGAUUUUUUUUCACCUUUUCAAAAUGCUAGAUUUUUGAGACAGUACCUCCCCUUUACUUUGCUUUCUCCAUGUCACUGGAGCUCAAGAACUGGAAAGGAAACCAGGUCCAGUAGAUUCCAAAGUCUUGUGUUUUCUUGCUGUGGCUGAAUGAUGUAUGCCUUACUGUUAUCAUCGUGUAAUGAUAUGCUGUACUGUAACAGAUGAUGGGUAUUUUCUCAGGUUCUAUCAUAGGGUGGGAUCCAAGGUUUGAAAUUUGCUCGAAAAAUUUUGAUGAGCAUCUCAUUAUCACCCUCUCUCCUAUCACCCCUCCCUAAAACUGCCCAUCAAAAUAACUCCUGUAGGACAAGAACUGUCUGCAACUAUAUUUAUUUUCUUAAUUUGGUUAUUCCAAUUACCAAACCUGCAUCUCAUCUUUUUAAAGAAAAUUGAUUUUAAAAAAAUUCUGUCAUAGAUCUUAAAGAAAUAUUCCUUGGGUGUAGCCUGAAAGUGUAAAGUUUUUUUUAUUUAAAUACUUUGAAUGUCUUUUUUUAAGUUUCUCCAAAAUUAGUAUGGAAAAUAAAAUCUGUAUUCUGUAUAUUGUGAUAACAUGAGUAUGAACUGUGUAAUUACUUUUUUGGAGUGCUUUUGGAUGUUACAUUCUCUCUCACACCAGUAACUUGUUUCAUGUUUCCAAUUGGUAGAAUUGUUCAGCAAAAUUUGCAUGGAUUUGAGUUCAAUUAUGAGCACCCCGUGAUUAAAAAGUUUUGUUCUUCU